GUCUGGCUCUUGUUCACUAAGCCUCCAGGAUCGCCAUGGCUAUGGCCCACGACACGCAUAACAUCUCUUCUGGUUUCAAAUGGUCCGAAGAUUAUGACGCGACUCUCGAACGUAUCGCGUCAACGGAUGAUGUGGAGACGCAGUGGGCGCAGCUGCGGGACAUCAUCAAGUACAAAAUUGAGCAGAAUAUUACAUCUUUUCUCGCCGAUGCAGAAAAACUUGUCAAGUCGGAGGGUCUGCGGCUAUUCUCCCCUCAGCCGUCCACAACUGGAGGAUUGAAGCUUCCACCAUUUCCUCCUCGUCCGCCUGUGGCUCCCAGUCUAGAUCCGUGUCCCAAAAAUCACUUUACCAAAGAGGAAGCCAGCGCGUUCAAAGAGAGCUUAUAUGCGCAGCUCGAUGGUUUCGAUGGUAUUCCUUUCACAAUACAACGGAUCUCUGAUCUUUGUGUUCGCCCUCGAGAACAUUACAGGUCCGUUGGGAAAUACCUCCGAGCAAUCGAAAAAGCCGUCUAUGUGACCUCCACCUGGGACUCGUUCCCGCCUUUGUCACCGCAGGCAGCGGGUCCCGAAGCUAUCGCCUCCACUGCGUUUGGCACCGGAUCCUCUUCUGUGCCCAGUACACCACUAUUUUCGCCUAUCCCUUUUUUGCACGGAGACGCUCGCCGUUCGACGUCUCGCAGUCCGCCGCCACUCGCAUUGAGUGCGGUCACGCCAGGUGGUGGUACACCACUUGACACAACUGUCCUCGGAAUGGAGCAUCGGGGGCUUGGGUUGGUAGACGAAUUGGAUGACCCUGGUAUUGGCCACAUGAGCGAUCAUCCCACUGCGCUAUCAUCUGUAACGAGUGUCGGCAGAGGAUCUGGGGCAAAGAGUCUCGAUGAGCGGUUUGUCCGAGCAAGCGAGAAUAGGGUCGGGCCGGAGUCGAAGAGACAGAAGCCCAACGAAGAUAUAGAGGAUAUGCUUUUGGAUGAACGGGAUGGGGAUAAGGAGAAUAAGAGCUGAAUGUAUCUGCGUCUGUAAUUGAAAACCAUGAUACAUACCUGAUUUCACC
Messenger RNA from Heterobasidion irregulare TC 32-1, 1050 nucleotides. RefSeq lists its product as uncharacterized. The coding region runs from base 36 to 1001 and encodes 321 amino acids. The record is from RefSeq and is a predicted model, not a curated record. Lineage: Eukaryota; Fungi; Basidiomycota; Agaricomycetes; Russulales; Bondarzewiaceae. Gene Ontology annotation, biological process: protein dephosphorylation. Gene Ontology annotation, molecular function: protein phosphatase regulator activity. The transcript is spliced from 5 exons. Gene Ontology annotation, cellular component: cytoplasm; protein phosphatase 4 complex; nucleus.